UCAGCCGUAUCUAGUCUGAAAAGCCAUAUAGCUUCGAAGUCAGCAAUGGCCUUACCACCGAAGUUUGCAGGUCAGAGAUUACUGGGUUCAUCGUCCCAGCCAGCGCAGCACACUCUGGAAUUAUGUAUGUUUCCGGGGAUCCCAGCGGCAUAUCACACGAACUGACGUCGGGGCGAAUGGAAGAUCUCGACUAUGUGUGCCCUUUUUCUGCCAAGUUAUUCAAUACGUUUUACAGCUCAGUUAAACCGAUGAUUAUCGAACGCUAUCAGUCUAAGUUGCAGGUUAUAUUUCGACAGCACAUCCAGCCCUGGCACCCGUCGUCCACCCUCACCCACGAAGCUGCCGCUGCUGUUCUGAGAAUCGCACCGGACAAGUUUUGGGAUUUUAGCGCUGCUCUUUACAAACGCCAAGAGGAAUUCUUCGACGUCAGUGUCCUGGGCGAAACUCGUAACGCAACAUACAGAAAACUUUCCGGGAUUGCAGGGAGUGUUGGUGUGGACGAGAACGAGGUACUUGGGUUAUUGACAAUUAGAGAAACGCCCGCGAUCCAAGGGCAGUUGAAUGCCGGGAACGGCGUUACCGACGAUAUCAAAUUGAUGAUAAAAUCAGAUCGGGUAGUAGGGGUCCACGUCUCCCCGACCGUGUACUUCAAUGGCAUUGAGGAGCCAGGUAUCAGCAGCAGUUUCACCACCCCCCAAUGGGAGCAAUGGUUGGCCAAAAACAUUAUCUGAAAGUCCCAUCUCACAGGAUACAAACAGUGAACAAAAAGCGUAAGACCAAGGCAGCCAUGACAUAGGGAGCAGAUAGGGUCUACUUUAACUGUCGAACCAUAUCUCAUUGCAGAACCUCAGUUUUGAUGGAGCAACCGAUUGCCUAAACAAUCUCAUUUUCAUGUCGCAUCCUGCUGGGCGGUAGCACCUUCCUCCGUUGACCGGGAAAAGCGAGAUUUCGGGGCGCGCGUGAUCGGGUAUCCGGCCUUUUAUUUACUGAGAGACAGGCGGUUGGUAAUUCAGAGGGCGCCUAAAGA
Messenger RNA from Aspergillus steynii IBT 23096, 1027 nucleotides. RefSeq names its product DsbA family protein. Lineage: Eukaryota; Fungi; Ascomycota; Eurotiomycetes; Eurotiales; Aspergillaceae. The coding region runs from base 123 to 731 and encodes 202 amino acids. The record is from RefSeq and is a predicted model, not a curated record. The transcript is spliced from 4 exons.